Messenger RNA from Rhodotorula graminis WP1, 936 nucleotides. RefSeq lists its product as uncharacterized. Lineage: Eukaryota; Fungi; Basidiomycota; Microbotryomycetes; Sporidiobolales; Sporidiobolaceae. The transcript has 4 exons. Bases 1 to 936 code for a protein of 311 amino acids. The record is from RefSeq and is a predicted model, not a curated record.
AUGGCUCGAGGCAAAGGCGGCACCCCUCGCCGCAACCAGGCCCACCUCGACGACGACUACUCGCCCACCUCGCCCUCGCCCUCGUCCAACACCAACUCGCCCUCGCGCCGCACCGCAUCGACCACGCCUGGGCCGGCAGGCUCUCCAGCUCGACUCAACUCACCAGGACCCGCCACCGCCGCACCAGGCCUCCCCGCCAAGCCCGAGCGAGGCCCGACCCCGCUCACCGCAGAGACCACCUACCACUCGCGGACCCGCCAGCUCCUCGUCGAACACCGCAAGCUCCGUCGACAGUGGAACGAGCUCAUCAUCCGCGGCCUCGUCGGCAGGACCAAAGCCGCCCUCGAACUCUGGGUCGACGUCGAACUCGCGCUCAAGGCCAUCGACAAGCAGGCAAAGGGCGACAAGGUCACGUCGGCCGUCCGCGCCGGCUACCUCUUUGCCCAGUCGGCCAAGCUCUCGGACCAGGUCGCCGCCGUCGAAGCCGUCUUUGCCUCGCUCACCGAGGUCACGCAGGGCAUGGCACUCCUCGUCGACCGCGCAGAGUACCUCGUCGUCGAGGCGGCCAAGACGCGCGGCACCCUCUUUGCGUUCCGCGAGCCGCUCUGGGUCACCUGGCCCCUCUCUCGCUUCGCCGACGGCGUCGCAGCGCUCAGCAAGCCCUACGCCGACUCGCUCGCCCUCAUCCGCGCCCAGCUCGACGUCCUCCUCCUCUUCCCCGAACUUCCUUCCUCCACCCCAUCCACCGCCGCCUCCCCCUCGUCCGACGACCGCCCGAGCGCCGAGCGUACGCGCCGCCGCCCGACCAACGAGCAGCUCCAGGCCGCGCUCAGCCUCCUCGCCGUCCAGCCGCUCCUGCCCGGCAAGGCGAGUGACGCCGGCGCCGAGGCGUGGGAGGAGGUGCUCGCCGUCGAGGUCGGCGGCUGGGAGCGGUGA